Messenger RNA from Lycium ferocissimum, 2854 nucleotides. RefSeq names its product probable E3 ubiquitin-protein ligase ZFP1. The transcript has 6 exons. The record is from RefSeq and is a predicted model, not a curated record. Gene Ontology annotation, molecular function: ubiquitin protein ligase activity. Bases 1037 to 2533 code for a protein of 498 amino acids. Lineage: Eukaryota; Viridiplantae; Streptophyta; Magnoliopsida; Solanales; Solanaceae.
AAUGGAGACAUUUUAGGAACAUUAUUGACAAAGGUAGAAACUUUAUUCACAUGGUGAAAUUUUUGUCGUUUAUGUAUCUACAUCCGCUACCUUUAAAGAAGGUUAAGAAUUUAAUGUUUAAUUUGCGUGGUUUAUGGGUAGAGUUAUUUUGGAAGUUGCGAAGCAAGGUUUGAUUCGGUAAAUUACUAAAUUUGUUGUCUUGGUUGUCCCUUUCUUAAAUUUUUCUUGAGUUGCCUGUACUAUUAGGUUCAGAGGUCAAAUCGUAUAUGGUGAAGCAUUUGAUGCUAUAUGGUUGAAGGCGUUUGCUGUUGAACCGUACACCUGUAUUAAUGGCCUAUUUCAUAACGAACCAGGUGUAAUGAUUCUUUUUCAAUGACCGAGAAAUCCAUUGUUUCAGCUUGGAAACUCGGUGACUACGUUCGACCCUUUACCAUUCUCCACUUAAACACGUACUUAGUGCAACAACAAGGUUUCAAAAACGUCACGUUCACCUACAGCACAUCCCCUGUUAUACUACCUUUUCUGUUGAACCAAAGCCAUGGAGCCGGUGUAUUUAUUUCAAUUUUAGUUUUUCUAAAUGUUGUAGAUUUAUUUUGGUUUCAGUGUCAUAAUUUAAAUCGUUCUUCAGACAGGGAUUUCUAGCUUCAGAGCCUAGGUGUCUUUAUUCCAAAUAUGUAAGAUGCUAUUUAUAAAUGUAGAAUUUAUAAUUGUUAUUUUUAUCGUACUCCUAAUUUGGUAGAAAGCUUGACUAGUGAAAUCCUUUGAGUGCAUGCUUCACGUGGGCCAUCGAGUGAGUGAGUCUAAAAAGAGUGAUUGUGGAUGAGAAUUGCCGAAGACUUCAUUAUAUUGAAGGCUCAUGAUGUUUCUUGAUGAACUGUUCCUGAUACACACAAGUCUGCCUUGUUUAAGUUGCAUGGUUGACAUCAAAAAGGAGGAAGGAGACAGAUUGAUCUGAGACAGCUGGCAGUUUAUGCUUACUGAAUUGCCAAAAGGUAGGCUCCACUAAAUUUAACGUGAUAACAUUGUGCAAAGGAGUAUGUCGUAUAGUAAUCAAAUUACUGAUCUGGAAGCGGAACAGAGAAGCCAAGAUGUUCAACCAGAGCCUUGUGCUUUCUACAGGAGCUUAGCUACCUUUCCGCAGCCUAAUGUCCAUGCAAUAUUACCAGGUCCUGGAAAUGCUGGUAAUUUCUAUUUGCACCAUCCACAAUACCAUCAAGAGGGUGCAUUAAUUUAUGGAAAGUUGCAGUACAACGGGGUUCAAUAUCAGCAUCCUGUCACCAAUCUUGACCCAGCCAUUGCUUCAUCAUCGAAUCACUAUAACCAUUACAUGGCCGCUCCAUCCACUCCUAGAGAUUUCCCGGUUGCAGUAAACCAUGGGCAAUAUGAACAGCUUCCAUUUGCAACCACUCAAGGAAUUAAUGAAGACAGUUAUGGAAGGACCAAUCUUUACGUAGACGGUGUCGGAGACUCAUUUAAGAGAAAGAAUGCGGAAGGAAUCCCUGUGAAUUUUCAGUAUCAGCACGCUUUGGUGGGCCCCAGCUUUCCUCUUACCUCAAUGGGUGCUGCAUCGUCUGUAUCAGGACACAACGGGAAUCAUAUGCUUCAAGGAAACUAUGUCGGCCAAGCCUGUCAGUUUCCUGGCAAUUAUUGGUCAGGAUUGCAGCUCAACGGCAGUUCUAGAGACACUGAAGCCUGGAAUCAUAGUGCUCGCCUACCUUAUAUGCCUGGUAAUACUCAAAACUGUGAUGAUGGUGGAAACAUCAGCAUGCGAGGUUAUCAAGUAACAUAUGGCAAUGGAGGUUUGACUAGUUUUGUGUAUCCGUCCGUUCCUCCAGGGCACCCAAACCUUCUUCAUCUGCCACCAAAUAUUCAAGGAGCGAGACCCCAAUUUAUUACCCUCCCUCCACAAAUGACGGCUUCUUCACACAGACACCUACCAAGUAGUAGCUCGUUUGACAGCACUAUCAAUCCGUUCGCCCUUGUAGAGGCAGGUUCUAGAUUUAUUAGACCAUUCCCGCCAACUGGCUUUAGAUUGUACAGACCUCAGCGAGGGGAAUUUAUGCUUGGAACAAAUACUAGACAUCACAACCUACCUAACAUGAGAGUUCUUCCGGAAGAUGGAGUGGCGAUGCUGGAUAUUCCUGGCUACCAUGAAGUGCGCGAUCCUGUUGAUCAGCAUAGAGAGAUGCGUAUGGACGUAGAUCACAUGUCUUAUGAGGAGCUUCUUGCGUUGGGAGAGCAGAUUGGCACCGCAAAAACUGGGUUAUUGGAGGAGGUUAUUGUUAGCAAUUUGAAAACAAGAUCAUUUUCAUCUGUGGAAAUUCCUUGCAAUUUGGAAAGUGCUGCGUGUUCAGAUCACAAGACUGAUUUCUGCGUCAUAUGCCAGUUUGAUUACAAGGACCAAGAGAACGUGGGGACGCUCGACUGUGGGCAUGAAUAUCAUGCAGAGUGCGUAAAGAAAUGGUUAACUAUGAAGAACAAAUGUCCCAUCUGCAAGUCCACAGCAUUGGUAGCCGAAGGAAAGGAUUCGUGAAAACAGGCGAUGGAUGGUCGCCUGAAUGAAUUAAAGAGCAAACUUUUUGGGUCUGUUGCUAAAUAUUUAUUCUCCGACGAGAAGAAACGUUACUGAAACUGUACAAAUGUACUGUAUUUUUGUAUAUAUUUGGCAAGAUAUGACUAACUGUCAACGUGUCCAAUAACAUUUUGUUGGCCUUAUCUAUGUCACCUGAAGUUGUACAGGAACUUGUAGUUUUUUUUUUUUUUGUCUCUCCUCUGUAGUUGUACAGACUUCUGAUGGGCAUUUGAUCCCCUUUCAGAUAACUAGUCUUGGAUAUUAUGUUAAUGUGUUCUUAUG